Parastagonospora nodorum SN15 is the source of this 786-nucleotide messenger RNA. RefSeq lists its product as hypothetical. The record is from RefSeq and is a predicted model, not a curated record. NCBI's taxonomy places the organism in Eukaryota, Fungi, Ascomycota, Dothideomycetes, Pleosporales, Phaeosphaeriaceae. The transcript has a single exon. Bases 1 to 786 code for a protein of 261 amino acids.
AUGGAGAGCAACCAGACAGCUUCGAGGGCCGCCAAGCGAUUUCUCCAGGACCGCGUGCGCAACGACUGGGCCUAUCCAGACGUCCCACCAGUCUGGUCGGCAUCCGACGAGGAGGUGCGCGACGCCCAAGGCCUGUGCGAGCGCUACUAUGGCGAGUCUGAGUCCAGCGACUCGGGCCCUGGGGAGGCCGGCCCCUACAAGUUCGACAGCCCGGACAGCAUCGCCGACGCCGUGGUGCAGACACGCGAUGCGCGCAGAAAGAGGCGCAAAGAGCGGCUGGAGGAGGAGAUGCAGCACAACGAGGGGCUGCGGCUCUGGGUCGAGCGACGGGACAUGUGGACAGGCGCGACCAGCGUCAAGAAAUACGGCACCCGCACCCUCGACCACGCCGGCCCAGACGCCUUCGACAUGGUGCCAGUCGCCCCGCGCCUCCUCGACGAGAACCCCAUCCGCGCCUCCAUCACGCCGAACUCGUAUUCCGACAUCUACCAGAAGAUUGUCGUGUCGUCACGCACGCCCUCGGUCCCCAUCAACCUGGCUGACAUGACAAAGGCACUCGUCCAGGGCUGGAAGGACAGCGACGAGUGGCCGCCACGACCAGGUCUCAUCGACCCCCUCGUAGGCAAGAAGCGCGGCGUGACGGGUGCUAUGGCAAACGGACAGCACGGCGGCUUCAUGGAGCGCCAUCCACAUCUCGAGAAGAGCGUAGACAGCGUCAAGCGCAUGCUGCACUUGAAUGGAGGCCAUCAUGCGACUGAGCACACAGAGGGAGGCAAAGCAGGCUGA